This is a messenger RNA of Ustilaginoidea virens, 861 nucleotides long. RefSeq lists its product as uncharacterized. The record is from RefSeq and is a predicted model, not a curated record. Bases 1 to 861 code for a protein of 286 amino acids. NCBI's taxonomy places the organism in Eukaryota, Fungi, Ascomycota, Sordariomycetes, Hypocreales, Clavicipitaceae. Gene Ontology annotation, cellular component: U2-type catalytic step 1 spliceosome. The transcript is spliced from 2 exons. Gene Ontology annotation, biological process: mRNA splicing, via spliceosome.
AUGUCGGAGCGCAAAGUCCUUCAGAAAUACUACCCUUGGGACUUUGAUCCGCGCGACAUCGCGCGCCGCUCUGGCUCCAAGUCGGGCAGCACCGGGCCGCGCAUCCAGGCGGUGCGGCUCAUGGCCCCCUUCAGCAUGAAGUGCACGACGUGCGGCGAAUUCAUCUACAAGGGGCGCAAGUUCAACGCGCGCAAGGAAACGAACCUGGAGCAAAAGUACCUCGGCAAGAUCCAGAUCUUCUUCCUGUACAUCAAGUGCACGCGGUGCAGCGCCGAGAUUGUCUUCCGCACCGACCCCAAGAACAAGGACUACGCCAUGGUCAAGGGAGCCGUGCGCAACAUGGAGCCGUGGCGGAACCGCGUGGCCGAGGAGGAGACGGUGGACGAGAGGCUGGACCGGCUGGAGCAGGAGGAGGCGGAGGCCGCGGGGGAGGAGGAGCGCAACGCCAUGGCGGACCUGGAGGCCAAGAACGCCGACGCGCGGCGGGAGAUGGCGGCGGCGGACAUGCUGGACGAGAUCAGGCAGAGGAACGCGAGGAUACACAGGUCGGAAAAGGAGGAGACGGAUUACGCUCACACCAUCGUCCGCGCCGAGGACGAGGAGCGCGCACGGCAGGAACGGGAGGACGAGGAGGCGGCCAAGAGAGCCUUUGCGGAGGCCAGGGCGGGGGCGGAUCAUCAUGUCGGGGCCCACGCCGUGCCUGACGCUGGGAGCGAGAAGGGGGCAUGGCCGUCCGCUUCGGAGCCUGCGGCGGAUGGAAGCAGGACGCUGCCACCUGUUCCGUCGUUCAAGAGGGUGGUGAAGAAGAAGAAGGACCAUUCUGCUUUGCUGGGCAUCAAGAAGAAGCCGUCGUUGGUGUAG